AUGGAUGAAAGUGAUAUGUGGGGUGUUGUGGUUGUUCUGUAUAACUGUAGUGAACUUUGGAUUCGGUCUGUCUAUCUCUACACUCAAAGCAUUGUUCAUGCUCACAUAGAGAAGAAUCGUAGUAAUUUUGGAACCGAUAGUGACACUGGUGAUUUGGAGCAACAGCCUCAUCCGGUGAAGGAAUUAUUUAAAAUAUGCCAGAAAAUGGGGAAGCUCCUUAAUAUUAAAUCUGUGCGGAAGGAAACAGAUAGUAUAGCUUAUGUCUUUGUUGAUGGAAAGUUUAUAGCCUCUGCUUCCGCUGCCAAAAAGGAUCUGGCUAAACUUGAAGCUGCCAAGAUUGCGUUGGAUACACUUGCACCUCUGCUUCCUCCCACCAGUAUGAGGCCUUCCAUUACUGACAUGCAGCUAAGAGCUAAACAAAAACUAAACGAACUCUGUCAGAAUAAGAAAUGGCCUAAGCCAGAAUACAGUAUUGCAGAGGAGUCCGGUCCCGCUCAUGGGAAGAGAUUCGUUUGUUCUGUUAAGAUAACUAUUGAAGAAGAGGAGGGUGGUUUUCUGCUAAGGAAUGGCUGCGAAAAAUCUAAGUUAAAGGAUGCUGAGAACUCUGCUGCUUCCAUGAUGUUGAGAACUCUGCUGCUUCCAUGA
Molecule: messenger RNA, 645 nt
Organism: Vigna angularis (adzuki bean)
Lineage: Eukaryota; Viridiplantae; Streptophyta; Magnoliopsida; Fabales; Fabaceae
Product: ribonuclease 3-like protein 2
Exons: 3
Coding region: 1-645 (214 amino acids)
Source: RefSeq, a predicted model, not a curated record